AUGGUACUUGUCCUGACCUUGGAGGUCAUGGAGGAUCAGAUGUCCACGUGUACCCAGGGCCAGAACCAUGUUGCUGUUAUUAUUUCUGGAGGGGUGGCCCUGCUCCAGGUCCCCAAAGGAGGCGAGAAACAGAAGCUGGGGGAUGCCUUACACACCUCUGGGAAUGAGGUGCCCAGAGGGGAGUGCAGUGGCCCAGCCACCAUCAACAACAGCUCGGACACUGAGAGCAUCCCCUCUCCACGCACUGAGGCCACCAAGGACACAGGGCAGAAUGGGCCUAAGCCCCCAGUCACAGACGGGCCCCCAGCCACCGAGCCACCACUUCCCCCAGAGGAUGCUGUGGCCCCUGCUGAGCCUGCCCUGGACCCCGAAGCCAGUGGCCCACCCACGCCCCCACCGUCCCCGUCACCUGGUACAGCCCCUCCUGUGGUCCCCAAGGAGGAAGAAGAGACGGCAUCCACAGGGCCCCCAGUGGAGGAGGGGGAGGAGCUGAAGCCCCCUGUGGCUGAGGAGCUGGCCCUGGACACAGGGAAGGCAGAGGAGCCACGGGCAGCCCCAGAGGAGCCAGUCAAAAGCAUCAAGAGCGAGUGCAAAGAAGAGGCAGAGGUGGAGGAGGAGGGGGGCGUGGACAAGGGCAAGGGUGCCGAGGUUGGCCCUGAGGCUAUCCCUGAGGGUCCACUCAAGGUGGAGACGAAAGACGCUGGGAGCAGCAAGGCCACUGCGGUCAAGGGCUCAGGUGCCCAGGACAGCGACUCGAGUGCCACCUGCAGUGCUGAUGAGGUGGAUGAGCCUGAGGGAGGUGACAAGAACAGGCUGCUGUCCCCGAGGCCCAGCCUCCUCACCCCGACCGGUGAUCCCAGGGCCACUGCCUCACCCCAGAAGCCGCUGGACCUGAAACAGCUGAAGCAGCGGGCAGCCGCCAUCCCCCCCAUCGUCACUAAGGUCCAUGAGCCCUCCCGGGAGGAUACAGCACCCCCAAAGCCAGCUCCCACUGCCCCACCAACACCACAGCACCUACAGCCGGAGAGUGACACACCUCAGCCACCCAGUAGCAGCCCCCGGGGCAAGAGCAGGAGCCCUGGGCCUCCUGCCGAGAAGGAGGCAGAGAAGCCCCCAUUCUUCCCAGCCUUCGCCACCGAGGGCCCAAAGCUGCCUGCCGAGCCCCCGUGGACUUCAGGCCUGCCCUUCCCAGUGCCGCCUCGGGAGGUGAUCAAGGCUUCACCGCAUGCCCCAGACCCCUCAGCUUUCUCCUACGCACCUUCUGGUCACCCGCUGCCUCUGGGCCUCCAUGACAGUGUCCGGCCCAUGCUGCCACGCCCCACCACCAUCUCCAACCCUCCUCCCCUCAUCUCCUCCACCAAGCACCCCAGCGUCCUCGAGCGGCAGAUGGGCGCCAUCUCCCAGGGAAUGUCGGUCCAGCUCCACGUCCCAUACUCUGAGCACGCCAAGGCCCCAGUGGGUCCCAUCACCAUGGGGCUGCCUAUGACCAUGGACCCCAAGAAGCUAGUGCCCUUCAGCGGAGUGAAACAGGAGCAGCUAUCCCCACGCGGCCAGGCCGGGCCACCUGAGAGCCUUGGGGUGCCAACAGCCCAGGAGACAUCUGUGCUGAGAGGGACAGCCCUGGGCUCUGCUCCAAGCGGGAGCAUCACAAAGGGCCUCCCUGGCCCUCGGGCACCUGCGGACAGCCCCAGCUCCUACCGCGGCUCCAUCACCCACGGCACACCGGCUGACGUCCUGUACAAAGGCACCAUCAGCAGGAUCAUGGGUGAGGAUGGCCCAAGUCGCCUGGACCGUGCCCGGGAGGACCCCCUGCCCAAGGGCCAUGUCAUCUAUGAGGGCAAGAAGGGUCACGUCCUGUCCUACGAGGGUGGCAUGUCUGUGUCCCAGUGCUCCAAGGAGGAUGGCAGGAGCAGCUCAGGCCCGGCUCACGACAGCCGCCCUAAGCGCACUUACGACAUGAUGGAGGGCCGAGCGAGCAGGCCCCUGUCCUCGGCCAGCAUUGAAGGGCUCAUGGGCCGUGCCAUCCCACCCGAGCGGCACAGUCCCCACCAACUCAAGGAGCAGCACCACAUCCGGGGCUCCAUCACACAAGGAAUCCCACGGUCAUACGUGGAGGCCCAGGAGGACUACCUGCGCCGGGAAGCCAAGCUUCUGAAGCGUGAGGGCACGCCGCCACCCCCGCUGCCGCCGAGAGACCUGGCUGAGGCCUACAAGACCCGACCCCUGGAAGCCCUGGGCCCGCUGAAGCUGAAGCCAGCUCACGAGGGCCCGGUGGCGACCGUGAAGGAGGCAGGUCGCUCAAUCCAUGAGAUCCCACGCGAGGAGCUACGGCACACGCCCGAGCUGCCCCUGGCCCCACGGCCCCUCAAGGAAGGUUCCAUCACGCAGGGCACCCCGCUCAAGUACGACAGCAGCACAGCCUCCACCGGCUCCAAGAAACACGAUGUGCGCUCCAUCAUUGGUAGCCCCGGCCGCACCUUCCCACCCGUGCACACGCUGGACGUGAUGGCGGACGCCCGGGCCCUGGAGCGUGCCUGCUACGAGGAGAGUCUGAAGGGACGACCGGGGGCCGCCAGCAGCACGGGGGGCUCCAUCACACGCGGGGCCCCUGUCGUGGUGCCCGAGCUGGGCAAGCCACGGCAGAGCCCACUGACCUACGAGGACCACGGAGCACCCUUUGCUAGCCACCUGCCACGUGGCUCUCCUGUGACCACGCGGGAGCCCACCCCGCGGCUGCAGGAGGGCAGCCUCUUAUCUAGCAAGGCGCCCCAGGACCGCAAGCUGACAUCGACGCCCCGGGAGAUCGCCAAGUCCCCCCACAGCACUGUGCCCGAGCACCACCCCCACCCCAUCUCCCCCUACGAGCACCUGCUUCGCGGCGUGAGUGGCGUGGACCUGUACCGGAGCCACCUCCCGCUGGCCUUCGACCCCACCUCCAUACCCCGCGGGAUCCCUCUGGAUGCAGCUGCUGCCUAUUACCUGCCCCGGCACCUGGCUCCCAACCCCACCUACCCUCACCUGUACCCGCCGUACCUCAUCCGCGGCUACCCCGACACCGCGGCCCUGGAGAACCGCCAGACCAUCAUCAACGACUACAUCACCUCGCAGCAGAUGCAUCACAACGCAGCCUCCGCCAUGGCCCAGCGCGCGGACGUGCUGCGGGGUCUGUCGCCGCGGGAGCCCUCGCUGGCCCUCAACUAUGCCACCGGCCCACGAGGCAUCAUUGACCUGUCCCAAGUGCCACACCUGCCUGUGCUGGUGCCCCCGACGCCAGGCACACCCGCCACCGCCAUAGACCGCCUUGCCUACCUCCCCACGGCGCCCCAGCCCUUCAGCAGCCGCCAUAGCAGCUCCCCACUCUCCCCAGGAGGUCCCUCUCACCUGACAAAAUCAGCAGCCACGUCCUCGUCGGAGCGGGAGCGGGAGAGGGAGCGGGAGAAAUCCAUCCUCACAUCCACCACGACAGUGGAGCACGCACCCAUCUGGAGGCCUGGUACGGAGCAGAGCAGCGGUGGUGGUAGCGCAGCCGUGGGUGGCAGCAGCCGCCCCGCCUCCCACUCCCAUGCCCACCAGCCUUCACCCAUCUCCCCCCGGACCCAGGACGCCCUGCAGCAGAGGCCCAGUGUGCUGCACAACACUAGCAUGAAGGGCACUGUCACGCCCGUGGAGCCCAGCACGCCCACAGUCCUGAGGUCCACCUCCACUUCCUCACCUGUCCGCCCGGCGGUCACAUUCCCACCCGCCACCCACUGCCCGCUGGGCAGUGCCCUCGAUGGCGUCUACUCUACCCUCAUGGAACCCGUCCUGAUGCCCAAGGAGGCUCCUCGGGUCUCCCGGCCUGAGCGGCCCCGUGCGGACACUGGCCACGCCUUCCUCGCCAAGCCCCCAGCCCGGGAGCCCGCUUCCUCGCCCAGCAAGAGCUCCGAGCCCCGGUCCUUAGCACCCCCCAGCUCCAGCCACACUACCACCACCCGCACCCCAGCGAAGAGCCUCACGCCCCUCCACGCCAGCCCGGACCCGCCAGCACCCGCCUCGGCCUCCGAUCCGCACCGGGAAAAGAUUCAAAGUAAACCCUUUUCCAUCCAGGAAUUGGAACUCCGUUCUCUGGGUUACCAUGGUGGUGGCUGCAGCCCCGAUGGGGUAGAGCCUGUCAGCCCUGUGAGCUCGCCCAGUCUGACCCACGAAAAGGGGCUCCCCAGGCACCUGGAGGAGCUCGACAAGAGCCACCUGGAGGGGGAGCUGCGGCACAAGCAGCCAGGACCCAUGAAGCUCAGUGGAGAGGCUGUUCACCUCCCCCACCUGCGGCCGCUGCCUGAGAGCCUGCCCUCAUCCAGUCCACUGCUCCAGAGCGCCCCAGGGGUCAAAGGUCACCAGCGGGUGGUCACCCUGGCACAGCAUAUCAGCGAGGUUAUCACACAGGACUACACACGACACCACCCGCAGCAGCUCAGCGCCCCCCUGCCCGCCCCCCUCUACUCCUUCCCUGGAGCCAGCUGCCCUGUGCUGGACCUCCGCCGCCCGCCCAGUGACCUCUACCUCCCACCCCCUGACCACGGAGCCCCGGCCCGCACCUCCCCCCACAGCGAGGGGGGCAAGAGAUCUCCGGAGCCAAGCAAGACGUUGGUCCUGGGCACCAGUGAGGAUGGCCUUGAACCCGUGUCCCCACCAGAGGGCAUGGCGGAGCCAGGGCACCCCCGGAGCGCAGUGUACCCGCUGCUGUACCGAGACGGGGAGCAGGCGGAGCCCAGCAGGAUGGGCUCCAAGUCUCCAAGCAACACGAGCCAGCCGCCGGCCUUCUUCAGCAAGCUGACGGAGAGCAACUCCGCCAUGGUCAAGUCUAAGAAGCAGGAGAUCAACAAGAAGCUGAACACCCACAACCGCAACGAGCCGGAAUACA
Molecule: messenger RNA, 4897 nt
Organism: Castor canadensis (American beaver)
Lineage: Eukaryota; Metazoa; Chordata; Mammalia; Rodentia; Castoridae
Source: RefSeq, a predicted model, not a curated record